CCUUUCUUAACUUUACCGUUGAAGGUCAGAUUCGUCGUGCCUGCAAUGCAAGCACUAUUUUUGGAAAACUGUCGAUUACCAAAACAUAUUACUGUAUCGUUGGGUUCCAUAGAGGAUCUAUUAGAGGAGUCGAGAACUUAUGAAAAGGAAGUUUUGUCCGCCGUUGAUAAUGCAGCAGCUGAUUUGGAAAAUAUAAAAUGUUAUAUUUGUCAAAGUGAGAUUGACGUAGAUAAGGAAUGCUAUAUCGAAUGCUGGUACUGUCAGCGUUUCCAGGGUCACAUUUUGUGCCUAGGGAGAGAAUGGACCAAACCAUUUGAUCUUUUGCCAAUACAAGGACAAUGCCAGAACUGCCGG
Molecule: messenger RNA, 354 nt
Organism: Mycotypha africana
Lineage: Eukaryota; Fungi; Mucoromycota; Mucoromycetes; Mucorales; Mycotyphaceae
Exons: 2
Source: RefSeq, a predicted model, not a curated record